Porites lobata is the source of this 564-nucleotide messenger RNA. The record is from the annotation of a GenBank genome assembly. NCBI's taxonomy places the organism in Eukaryota, Metazoa, Cnidaria, Anthozoa, Scleractinia, Poritidae.
AUGCUUGGUCCGGUAAUGCUGUGUAUGUUGAAAGACAAGGCUACCUACCUGACUUUGUUUCAAAAAAUCUCCGCCCAAGUACCAGGUUUGCAAGUAAACCUUAAGGGGUAUUGCACUGAUUCAGAGGAAGCGCUGCGUCAAGCACUAGCCCAGGUGUUUCCCAACUCCGCAUCAUUGCUUUGCAAAGUACACGCACAGAAAAACAUUGAGGAAAAAUGUCGGAAACUUCGGUUUUCCCAGUCGCUGACGAAUGAGAUAGUUCAUGACAUUUUUGGCAGUGGGGGUCUAGUAUACGCCGACUCCUACGAGGAGUACAACCAAAAGUUAAACUCGUUGACCGAAAAAUGGGACCGCAAGGAAUUCAAGGACUCACCGGAGGAACUCGCGUUUUCCAAAUAUUUCAGACGCUACAAGGCAGAGGAGAUUUGGAACCACGUUACAGCGAAAAGCAUCAAAAAUGCGGGUUUUGAGGACGAAGUACAAGCCAACAACAUUUCAGAGUCAGCAAAUGCUUUUCUCAAACGAUGGCAAGACUUCCAAGCCACAGACAUGGCCAGUUUUAUC